Haemonchus placei is the source of this 225-nucleotide messenger RNA. Lineage: Eukaryota; Metazoa; Nematoda; Chromadorea; Rhabditida; Trichostrongylidae. The record is from the annotation of a GenBank genome assembly.
CUGAAAGCGCCUUGGAUCCCGCAUACUGCGGUGUGUUACUCAUUGAAUACGGUGGAACAUACAUUGGAUACAUAGCGGACGAGUCUGUGGCCAUUACUUCCGAGUAAUAACCUGCAACGGAAACGUUGGAUAGUGAUAGCAAACAACACAUUCAAAACUCAUUCGGAUAAGCGCUAUGGUAACCGACCGGUAACAAAGUUAUUGCCUUACCUGGAGGCGGGAUAA